AUGGCUCCCCUCCGACCAACAGUUUUUACCUUCAAGUCCUUCUUCGCCCCGGGCCUCGCAAAACCCCACACCCUCACCUCCUUCCACUCCAUCGUCAGUCAUGGCGCCCGUACGCGAGCCCAGCAGGCACCACGCCCUCUCCUAGCACUCCCCACUACCUUCAAAUCCGCCUUCUCGAGCACCAGCAUCCGCUCCGAAUGGGAAAGAAACUACUACGAGAUCCUCGGUGUCCCCGUCACAGCCACCGCAGCCGAAAUAAAAGGCAAAUUCUACCGCCUAUCCAUGACACACCACCCCGACCGAAACCCCGGCGACCAAGCAGCCGGCAGGCGCUUCGCCUCAAUCAGCGCAGCCUGGAACGUCCUUGGCGACGCGGAGAAACGCGCAGCCUACGACCGAGAGAACGGCUUCCACCGCACCCAAUUCGCUCAUAACAGUCCUCCGUCUGGGAGUCACAGCAGCCACAGCGCGGGCGUGCCGAAGGGCGGGUCCUACGCUGGCUCUAGACCUGCUAGUGGUCUGAGUAAACGGCGCGGAACCUUCACGGGGCCGCCGCCGAGUUUCUAUGCUCAGGGUGGGUAUGGAGGGACUGGGCGGACGACGCCUGAGGGCUCAUUUGAUAGUGCGUUUGGGUUUGGGAAUGUGGCUGGUGGUGGGGGGUUUGGUCAGGCAAAGGCUGGGUUUGAGGAUCCUGAGGACCCUGAGGGGUUUAUUCGCAGGAAUCCAUUGCAUUAUUUUAAUGCACGUGGGCAUUUUCGCACUCAGCAGGCUGAGGAUAGUCGACGUGGUCAGCGACGAAGUGAGGCUCAGCAGGCUGCUAUGCGGCAGCGACAGGCGGAGGGCGGUUCGGCCAGCCCGAUCAAUAAUAUACUAGGGUAUCUUGUGUUUGCUUGGAUAACGUUGUUCGUUAUCUGGCUUGAGGAGAAACUUCGUGAUCGGAGGGAUAAAAAGAGGUUGCAGAAGGAGGUUGUUGGGGGGCAUAAGUUGCAUAAGGCUUGA
Messenger RNA from Penicillium argentinense, 999 nucleotides. RefSeq lists its product as uncharacterized. The transcript is spliced from 2 exons. The coding region runs from base 1 to 999 and encodes 332 amino acids. Lineage: Eukaryota; Fungi; Ascomycota; Eurotiomycetes; Eurotiales; Aspergillaceae. The record is from RefSeq and is a predicted model, not a curated record.